Molecule: messenger RNA, 1608 nt
Organism: Elgaria multicarinata webbii
Lineage: Eukaryota; Metazoa; Chordata; Lepidosauria; Squamata; Anguidae
Gene: DNASE2B
Product: deoxyribonuclease 2 beta
Exons: 6
Coding region: 10-1086 (358 amino acids)
Biological process (GO): apoptotic DNA fragmentation
Molecular function (GO): deoxyribonuclease II activity
Source: RefSeq, a predicted model, not a curated record
GGAGCCAAGAUGACUGUCAAAGCUUUAUGGAGUCUAUCUUUGCUAUUUCUUGGUCCUACCCUGCCCCUGUGGGGAACUGAAAUUUCCUGCUUAAAUGAAGAUGGCAAGCCAGUGGACUGGUAUAUUCUUUACAAAUUUCCAAUGCGUAUAAGAGAUAAAUCUGCUGAAAGUGGGCUAGAAUACAUGUUCAUGGAUUCUGUAACUCCAACCUGGACACUGAGUAAAUAUUUCAUCAACAUGACAGAGAGUGCUCUGGGGCAAACAUUACAGCAACUCUAUAAAAACUACAAGUCCAAGGAAAACACCACUGCCUAUGUGAUGUACAAUGAUGGCCCACCUAACAAAAUGAAUUAUAGCUGGACGCACGGGCAUUCUAAAGGGUUUCUGCUCUUGGACCAAUACCAAGGUUUCUGGGUUAUUCACAGUAUUCCUGCAUUCCCUCCAUUUCCUGAGGAUGGUUAUGGAUAUCCACCCACUGGAGAGAAAUAUGGACAGACUGUGAUCUGCUUAACAUUCCGAUAUGAUCAGUUUGUGGAAAUAGACAAGCAACUGUCAUGCUGCAAUCCAAAUAUCUACAACUGCUCCAUCCCAAAGACCUUUCACUCCAAGCUCUUCAAUCUGCAAAUGUUGUGUGGUGGAUCGGAGCUGCCUCCGGCCCCUUGGAAGCAACGCCUCGUGGAGCUCCAAUCUGCCCGGGGAGAAACUUUCUUCAGCUUUGCUAAAACACGUAAUUAUCAUGAAGAUAUCUACGUAGCCUGGAUGGCUCAGAAACUGCAGACAGAUUUUCUAGUGGAAUCCUGGCAGCGUAAGGGCCAUGCACUUUUCUCAAAUUGCUCUCUUCCUUUCCAUGUCUACAACAUAAACCGAAUCAAGGCACCAUGGAAUUCCUCCUUCUCUUCCUAUUACGAUCACUCUAAGUGGUGUGUUUCCAGGAGUCCUGAAAACAAAUGGACAUGUAUUGGAGACCUAAAUCAUACAGUUCAACAGGCUAAGAGAAGUGGUGGUUUUGUUUGCACCCAGAAUCAGUAUAUUUACGAGGCAUUCAGGUCAUUGGUUCUCCGCUAUUAUGAUUGUCGUCCUUCAUGAGUUUACUCAUAAGUCUCAGAGCACAGACAUCCAACCUGUAAGUCAUUCUUGACCAUUUCAGCUUUCAUUGUUUUUUAAUAAAGGUGUUUCCAGUCAUCAUUCUUUUAAAGAAACUAGAGAGUCCUGGGCAUGAUUUUCAGAGGUCGGGAAACAGGUUGAAUCUGUUUCUCUCCACCUACUCCUACUGACCUGGCCAUUUCUACUGUAUUUUUUACUCCUACAUACUCCAGUCUGUUCUAAAGAGGUUGUAUUCUGUAAAACCCUUGAUACUGGAAGACAUUAUAUUUAGAUAGUUGGUUCUUAGUGCAAAAUUGGAGGGCUGGUGUUAAUACAGAAUAUGGGAUUCCAUGGUAUAUAAUUUGGAUUUGUUUUUAAUCUUGGCGCGUACCCUGCUUGAAGUAACUAUACACACAGCUUUUGUUUAUGAUCUUGAAUAAUGUAUAUGCCAAUUACAUAAAACAGCUUGAAGAUGCUCCCUUUGAAUGUAGUUCUACCUGGAAAAAUAAAAGUCACUGAGCAGGA